AUGAAGGACCACUCAUCUCUUCUAGUGGAAAUUCCACUUGAGACAAAUCCUCAUACAUGCAACACAUCCACUACUACUUCUGAGGUACCAGAAGAAAAACAAACCACUACUGAAUCGAAUCCAAAGAAGGCAAACAAGUUUCUUCAAAAAGCCAAGUCAAAAGCUAUUGAUAUUUCAGAACAUGAAAUGAGUGUCGAGAAGGUAUGCCAAAGUUAUGGCUCACAUUUCAAUGUGGAGCAUCCUGACAAGUCUCAAGGUCUUACAAGUGAGGUUGCUGAAGAGAGACUUCGCAUGAAUGGUCCUAAUGCGCUGUCCCCUCCAAAAAAGAGGCCAUUCAUCUUCAAGGUGAUUGAACAGCUGACAUCCUUGUUCUCAUUAUUACUCAUCGUUGCUGGCUUGUUGAGUUUCAUUGAUGUAGCCAUUGAGAGAACCACUGAUUCCUUGCCCAACUUGUUCUUGGGGGCUAUUCUUUGGCUUGUCGUCAUCUUUAACGCCACGGUCACUCUAUGGCAAGAACGUUCUAGUGAGAAAAUUCUAGAGAGCUUUAUGCAAAUGCAAAGCGAAAGUAGUUGGGUUUUGAGAGAUGGUAUUACUCUUAAAUUGCCAUGUGAACAGCUGGUAUUGGGUGAUAUUGUCAAAAUUGAGGCAGGUGACAAAAUUCCAGCGGAUAUGAGAGUGCUUCAAUGCUCUGCUUUAAAACUUGAUAACUCGUCUCUCACUGGUGAAGCUGAACCUCAACUAAGAAGUGUGGAAAUGUCAUCCAAAAAUCCUUUAGAAACUAGCAAUCUUGUGUUCUAUGGUACUUUAGUAAUUGAAGGAAGUGGUUAUGGAAUUGUUAUUCGAUGUGGUAAUCAGUCGGUCAUUGGUCAAAUUGCUCUCUUGGCAGGCUCUACUAUUACCUUGAAAGCUCCAUUGAGAAGAGAAAUUGAUUCAUUUGUUAGAAAAAUUGGUAUUCUUGCAUUUGGUAUGGCUCUCAUGUUCUUUGUGUUAGGAUUCAUCAUUGGAAAUUCAUGGUUCCAAAAUUUCAUCUUUGCCAUUGGUAUCAUUACAGCAAACAUUCCUCAAGGUCUUAUUGCGACCGUUACAGCUUGUCUCACUGUCUCUGCUUCUAGACUUAAGGCUGUCAAUGUAUUGGUUAAAAAACUGGAGCACGUAGAGACUUUGGGAAGUACUUCAGUCAUUUGUUCUGAUAAGACAGGGACCAUCACUCAAAAUCGUAUGACACUUGUUGAAAUGUGGUAUGAUAAUAUCAUGCAAAAUAUUCAAUAUCCAAACCGGCUCAUGAUGAACAAACUCACUGAUACUCCUCUCAAGACCUUUUCCAAGGAAUCUGAAGAACAGCUUAGCACGUAUGAAAAGUUGACUCGUUGUGCUGCUCUAUGCUCGACUGCCUACCUUUUGAAUGAUGAUACAAACAUGAGAAAACCAAUUCUUGAUAGAGAAUGUAAAGGUGAUGCUUCAGAAGCUGCUCUUGUGAAAUUUGUUGAAACCCGAAAUGACUGUGCUACUUUGAAAGAGAUUCGACAAGAAUUCACAGAGAUUUUUGCUUUGCCAUUCAAUUCCAAAAACAAAUACAUGAUAUCCGUUGUGAAAAAUAAUCAACAACAAUCAAACGAUGGUAAAGUGACAUUGCUCAUGAAAGGUGCUCCUGAACGAGUCUUUCAAAGAUGUUCAUACAUUCAAGUGAAUGGAAAGACUCUCCCAAUGGAUGACACUUGGAAAGAUGCUUUUCAGGAUGCCUACAACUUUAUGGCCUCUAAGGGAGAGAGAGUUUUGGGAUUUGCACAAGCCUUAGUUGACGAACAUGUUGUGCAACAGGGAAAGGAGCAACAAGAAAAUGAUAAUCCAUUCGCCUUGCAAUUAGAAGGCCUUGUGUUUUUGGGUAUCUGUGGUUUGUCCGAUCCACCAAAGGUUGGUGUUACUGAGGCAAUUCACAAAUGCAAAACUGCGGGUAUUCAAGUUGUGAUGGUGACUGGUGACCAUCCAGCAACGGCAAAGGCAAUUGCUAAACAAGUUGGAAUUAUUGAAAACAAUGCAAAAACUAUUGAGGAUAUAGCCGAGGAGGAAGGUUUGGAUUUGAAGAAUAUCAAGGAAAUUCCUUAUUCACGAACAGACGCCGUUGUUCUCCAUGGGGAGGAAAUUGACAAAUUGUCUGACAAAGAUUGGUCGCAAAUUCUGAAAAAGAAGCAAAUUGUCUUUUCAAGAACUUCUCCUCAACAAAAGUUGUUGAUUGUUAGCAAAUUCCAAGAGCUAGGCCAUUGCGUUGCAGUUACUGGCGAUGGAACGAACGAUUCUCCUGCACUGAAGAAGGCAGAUAUUGGUGUUGCCAUGAAUAUUUCAGGAACUUGUGGCUGCUGUUUCACUUGCCUUUGA
Molecule: messenger RNA, 2373 nt
Organism: Naegleria lovaniensis
Lineage: Eukaryota; Heterolobosea; Eutetramitea; Acrasida; Naegleriidae
Exons: 4
Coding region: 1-2373 (790 amino acids)
Biological process (GO): intracellular sodium ion homeostasis; sodium ion export across plasma membrane; potassium ion import across plasma membrane
Cellular component (GO): membrane
Molecular function (GO): P-type sodium:potassium-exchanging transporter activity; ATP binding; ATP hydrolysis activity
Source: RefSeq, a predicted model, not a curated record